GUUUUGUUGUCCUUUGGUGCGACACCCCUAUAUUCUUGAAGAUUAAUGAAGAUUUUGUCAUCAUUUCCUCACCCUCAUGUUGUUCCAAACCUGAAUGUGUUUCUUUCUACUGUUGAACACAAAAGAAGAUAUUAUGAAGAAUGUUGGUAACCAGACAGUUGUUUUGUUUUUUUUGCUACUAUUGAAGUCAAUGAGUGCCAUAAACUGUCUGGUUACCACCAUUCUUUAAAAUAUCUUCUUUUGUGUAACAAUAACCCCCAGCAUUUGCAAGUAGCCUACACUGUAUGAAGUGAAGUAGUUGAGUCUUGAGGAGCAUUAACAUAAGAGUAGACUUAUUCUUAUGACCAGUGUCUUGUGACACAUUGGCUUUAAUGGUAUCUAUUGACAGAUAUACAUAAUAUGUAAUAGGCUAUAUGCACUGACAAGACAGUAGAAAAUUAUUUCUAUAUCUAGAACAGCUACCAGCUUGAUAACCAAUAAGGUUGACAGGAAAUGACACUUCUGCAUUAGUAUUUCACACCCACAGACAGCCUGAUCUUACUUCUUUCUGCUGCAUAACGUACUUCUUUGUUUAACAAUAUAAUAAUGUCCAAACAUGACAUGUCUGAUCAUAUUUAUGACAACACUAGAUGGAUGAAAAAGGAUUCACUUGGAAAUAGGAAAACUACCAGAGAGAAGAAAUGUCGACCUAUCUAUACCGUUAUUGCUGUUCUCCUGUUCCUGUCUCUGCUUGUUAAUGGGGUGCUGGCAUACUUGUAUUUCACUAAAGACAAAAAUAUGUUGCAUUGUGAGCCAGUAACAAACUGCUCAAAUUCAGACCAUGAACAAGACAGUCCAGGAUGCAUGUAUGAGGAGGAAUGGAGCUCAUUAAAUUACUGCCCAGAUUUGCCAGAGCAGUGGUUAAAAGGCAACGACAGAUUCUAUGUUUUCUCCAACCACAACAAGACCUGGAGCUCCAGCAGGAAGCACUGUCAAGAUCUGGGUGGUGAUUUGGUCAUUAUUAACAACACAGAGGAGAAGGAAUUUCUUGCUCGGAGACUAUGUGUUACUGGUGAAUCUGAUCUCUACUGGGCUGGGAACAGUGAUGGGAACUGGGCAGAUCCGGAUUCCAAACAACACAACUGUGCUGUACUCAAAGGAAAUACACAAGAAGACAUUUCUUGCUUGAGAGAAGAGAGGAGCAUUUGUGAGAUCCCAUGCCUUCAGUAGACCUAUAGAUUUUAUUUUUAUUUUUUAUGGUUGACUUUUUGUUUUAUUUCGCUGUGCCCUCAUUUAAUAGGAGGUUAAUAGUAUUUGAUAUUCCUUUUUGUUUACAUGUUUUCACAUUUCUAUACUUCCUCUUUAUUGUAAUUUAAAAAUUCUAAUUAACCAUGUACAGACCAGUGUUGGGGAAAGUUACUUUUAAGAGUAAUGCAUUACUAUAUUGCGUUACUCCCUAAAAAAGUAACUAAUUGCGUUACUUAGUUACUUUUUAUGAAUGUUACAUUACUUUUGCGUUACUUUUUCUCACCUGCGCUGAGCUCGCUUGCUAUUUAGAGGCCCUUUCACACCAAAAGUGAAAUGAAUAAGCCUCAGGAUGAAGGAAAUGCAUAUUUACGCCUGUACAGUAGAGGGCGCAGCUCAAAAAAAACCUUUCAUCUGUGCUGCCAUUCUGGAUUGAAGAAGAAUAGGAUACAGGAGAAGAAAGUUUAACACUCUUAUUUCUAAAUCUGAAGUUUGCAUCCCAAUUUUUGCUUAUUAGUAUGGUUGAAUUAGAUGACGGUCAGCUGCAAAGACAUCGUUUAAUAAAGUGAGAUUAAAUACAUAAAGUAUAUUUGUGUAAUUUAAUAUAGUUAAUUAUUACAGGUUUGCAUAAAAUUCUGAGAUUGCAUUUCACUGUUUUUAUUCAUUUUGAUGAAUACUGUAACUAGUAAUGCGUUACUUUACUAGUUACUUGAAAAAGUAAUCUGAUUACAUAACUCAGGUUACUUGUAAUGCAUUACCCCAGCAUAUCUCACUACAGGAAAUUCCUUUAAUAACCUGUCUGUUUUGAAUAGCCAUGUGCAGCAAAUCCUCCUUAUGGUCUAUCUUCCAUAGCAAUAAAACCAUUUCUAAAAUGUUCUUUUCUAUAGCUAUACUUUAUUACAUACAUAUGUAAUCUCUCUUUUUAAAUCUCAUCAUCUGUUGUAAGUUUUUACAUCAAUAUUUCAAUGAACUAUAAUUUGUGUUAAUUGCUGUAAUUGUAACUUUUUUUUAUAUUUUUAUCUCAAGGGGUUUAUCAUAAAGAAUACAUUUGUACAAUAAAUCUUUUUUUUUUUUUGUAGUCAAUACCAUCUGUAAAAAAACAACAAUUUUGCACAAUAAUGCCAAAUUAAAAGACAUGUUAAUAAUAACCACUAAUAACCAGCUGACUGGAAAUUUUGCACGCACAGUUAUUUGGUCAAUGUGGUUGAAUAAAACCCCCAGAAGCCUGCCUCUCUUCAGAGUAUUUUGUCACGAGAUCCAGGUGCUUCGGUUCUCUCUUCACUGCUUUAAAAAUCUGCCUGAAGAUGCCUGAAAAUAUAUAUCUCAAUUACUUAUCAGACUCAAAACUGCCAUCAGCAGAUGAAGAUGAGAGUCACUGUUCUGAACGAAUUCAGAGGCUAUUCUCUGUUCUACUCUUCCUGUCUCUGCUGGCCAAUGGCGGAUUGGCAUACCUGUAUCACACCAAAAAUGCUAAUCAGCAUUGUGAACCAAAAAGAAACUACUUCAAUUCAGGCUCUCAUGUAGAUUCUCAACCAAUAAUGAAAACAAACUCCAUGAAUAUUAAAAACCACAGUAUACCGAACUACUGUUCAGAUGCAGAUAUAAAAGAGAAGUGGGUCCAGGACAAGGGCAGAUUCUAUGUUUUCUCCACUGAUACCAUGGACUGGAACAGCAGCAGAGAACGCUGUCAGGAUCUGGGUGGAGACCUGGUCAUCAUCAACAGCAUGGAAGAGCAGGAAUUUCUCUCUGAAAGAGUCAUUGACUACCACUGGAUUGGCCUGACCGACAGCCAGACAGAGGGGGUGUGGCUUUGGGUGGACAACACCCCCUUAAACAACAACCUCUUAUGGGAGUCACCCCCAGAUGACUGGAAAGUUGAAAAUCCUUUGCAUGGUGAAGACUGUGUUAUCUUAAAGGGUGAGAAAUGGGGGGACGUUUCUUGUUUGAGGAAAGAGAAAAGGAUCUGUCAGAUCCCAUGCUCUCCAUCACCUCAGUGACAGAGAUCUAAAUGAAUAAUUAAAAGAGAUUAAUUUUACUGCUUGUAUGUAGAUGUAGUUAUCUUUAAACUUUAAACCUGUCGUCAUAAUGAGUGUUGAGUUGUAAUAAUUAUUGGUCAUGUGUAAUGCCAUACAUGUUAUGUUUGUAAAUAAAGUCAUACAUUUACACCCUGCAUACUGUAGGCUACACUCUCAGAAACUAAAGUACAAAUUUGUACCCUUGAGGGUACAGCCCCAGUGACAAGCCAUUGUACCCCUAAAGGUACAAUUUUGUACUUUAUUUUCUGAGGUUGCUGUGCCCAAUUCUGUUGUAUAGGCCUAGUACUUUACUUAAUUCUGUUUCAAACUUGUUUUGUAAAAAGCCAAAAUGCUGAAAUGUGGUGUCAGAAUAAUGCCCAGUCAUUUGCAAAGAAAUUUCACAAUGUUCUCAACAUGCCAAACAUAAGAAUUCAUAGGAUAAGCUUCAGACAACAGCAAUCUGAAUUGCUAUUCCUGAACAAUUGCUUUAUAUUUUUGGGCAUUAGGCUUAUAGUGUUUAUUGUUAGCCUAUUAAAACGCUAGGAUAUUUAUUAUGAGGUCUUAAACGCACAACAGCUCACUGAAAUAUAUUAAAAUAACGCAUCCAAUCUCUUUCGUCCUAAUCCAUUAGUAAAUUAGCUAAACCAUAAAUGCUUUCUUUAGUUCACCCAAAAAUUCUGUCAGUAAUUACUCACCCUCAUGUCGUUCCACAUCCGUAAGACCUUCGUUCAUCUUCA
Molecule: messenger RNA, 3976 nt
Organism: Megalobrama amblycephala (Wuchang bream)
Lineage: Eukaryota; Metazoa; Chordata; Actinopteri; Cypriniformes; Xenocyprididae
Product: C-type lectin domain family 4 member E-like
Exons: 12
Coding region: 2529-3221 (230 amino acids)
Source: RefSeq, a predicted model, not a curated record